Molecule: messenger RNA, 2148 nt
Organism: Colletotrichum truncatum
Lineage: Eukaryota; Fungi; Ascomycota; Sordariomycetes; Glomerellales; Glomerellaceae
Source: RefSeq, a predicted model, not a curated record
AUGGGCCCAAACACAGCAUCUGUACCAUGUGGCUCAUCGCGAUGGAAAACCUUGUUAAGGACAGCGAUCCUCCUAGCUGCCUUUCCUCGACAAUCAUUUGCUGCAUAUGUCGAAGUCAAAGACUGUUACGACACUAUUCCUCAAGCAAGCUCCACAUCAUCUUUCCCACGACUCAAGAUCGAAACCCUCAGAGCAUCCCUUGACAUCAACUCCAACGUCGCGCAACUGGAGUUGGACUUAACAGGAUACUAUGCCAAUAUUAGUAGUUGCAAUGGUCAAGAUCAGGUCUUGCGUAAUAUUUCUUCGACGCUCGACAUCUCUAGUGUCACUCGAUUUCAGUCCUACAAAGGAGAAACUUCAAAGUCCUCUUGUCGCGAAUACAACUACCAAAACUACCACCACGCCCUCUUCCACCAGCAAUCAACGUACAAAGUUACACGGCCCUUCUUCCUCGACACCUUCGACUUAUCUCUCCACCUAACCGAUGCCUCAAACGUCUCCUUCGCCUGCGCCCACGCGCACAUCACGCCCUCCCUGAACGAUGCGAUCUCCACAGCCGCCCUCUGGGCACCCAUCUCAACGUUCUUGCUCAUUCUCCUCCUGGCCCUGUGGCACGAAGCUUUCCCACUUCCCUCGCGCCACCAGCAGGUCGGCCCAUUCAUCGCCGAUCCCUCGCCGUCACAUCUAACCACGAUAUCUCAAUCCCUUUCCUACAUCCAAUUCAUCUUCUUCUCCGCCUCCCUCUCCAUUCAAUACCCAGGUUUCCUCCGCGCUGUGGCCUCUAAAUCAAGCUGGUCAACACUCAUGAUCCCCCGCGGUCCCAUCCUCUCUGCAACACCUUAUUACGGCGUAAGAGACGGCAUCUAUGAAGUCAACGGCACAUUCGGCGGCACCGCAGGCCUCGAACUAAUGACGCAGGUCCUCGGCGCGCCGAUAACGAUGAGCACCUGGGUGAACAUCAUAUCGCUGUGCUUCAUCCUCCUCCUAAGCAAAGUCAUCCUCUUCCAGCUUUCUCACCGUCUGCCAUACGCCCGCACUCGAUGGUUCACAGGUGACGCCGCGCGCCGUAUGCGGGGGACCACGGACGCCGGCGUCCGUGGCACCGCAUGGACUGUACUCCGCUUGUUCCUGAGCUACUUCCUCACGCCCGUGACGGCCUGGGCGACCUACCAACUUACGGGCGCGACAUUCCUGCCCAUCUACCACACCGUCCUCACGGCUUUCGUGAUUACGCUGCUCAUCGCCGCGUUUUGGUGGGGUGUGACGCAGAACUCGCCGCGGAACAUGGGGUAUCUUCUCCUCGACUCCUCGAAACGGUUACAAACACCCGGGAGGCUGUCAAAGAGUCAGGAUCGGUACGCGAUGGCAACUUUUGCGUUGAUGUUCGUGCGUGGUGCGGCUGUAGGCGGGUUGCAGAUUGCUGGAUUUGUGCAACUCCUCGUGCUCGUAGCGUGCGAGAUUGUGCAGCUGCUAGUUAUGGGUUUCACGUGGCAAGCUUUCCCGCUGAUAAGGGUUGGGGGUUUGUUGGCAGGGGCGCAAUUGGUUGUCUUGGGGCUAUGCGUUGGGUUCCUUCCUGGUGUUGCGGAGCAUGAGGCUAAGAGUAGGUUGGGCCUCGUGAUUCUGGGAGUUCACAUUGCUGUAUUGCUUGGGGCCUUUGUCCUUCCGUCCCUGGUCCGACUCGGAGCGCUGCUGGCGCAUUCUAUCUGCUCGAUAAGAGAACGGUCGAAUGAAGCACAGGAAGAAGGCCUUGGAGAAUAUCGCCUUCGCCAUCUAAACGCUCCAGCACCUCAAAAUACCAUACCUCGUCCGAUAUCCGUUCAGACGUUCGAGAACCCCCGAAGUCCCUCAAGCUUGCUCAUGUCCCCAAUCUCAACCGCACCACUUCGGAGAGACCCCCCGCAAGAAGAUGUCCGGAGCUUAGCUGGUGUGAGGAGGCAUCGCGUUUCGCUCUUGUCAUCUAGUUCCGAAGGCUCUGCGGAGGACCCAAACGAACCAGGAAGAAUUUUGGAGGAUUUUGAUGAUAAUGAGAGGGCCGGUGAGUUGGAAUCACCGGGUCGUGAAUACGAGGCGCGGGUCGGAAGGAGGUUUUCUAGUGCUUCCAUGUUGAACUACUCGAGGCCUCUACACGGCCAGCCUCAGAGCCCCUGA